AUGGCGGCUGGAGCUCAAUUUUCCGAUAUGAAUUUCCAAGACCGUCUUGCAGUGUCUCAACGGCAUACCAAGCAGUCAUUUGAUCUCCUACGGUCAACAGAUUAUCUCGCGAAUCCAUCCAAGGAGGCCGUCCAGACACUCCUUCUCUUAGGGAAUGUGCUUCAAAAUGAUAUGAAACCUCAGGCGGCUUGGGUUCUUGGGGGCACAACAAUCCGCCUCGCGCAAUGCCUCGGUCUUCACAAGAAGACAGCCCGCCCGCCAAAAUCUCCGCUCACAGAUGAAGACGCAAAGUGUUUGAGAUUAGCAAUUGUUUGGCAAGAUGCCCUCCUCGCGCUCGCUUUUGGUCGCCCACCAGCCUCCUAUGAGUUGGAUUUUGAAAGCGACUUGCCUCAGCUCUCAGAGUCUAGCGAGAGUUCGGGUCUAUCCUACCUCCAAGCUAUGAGCUGGCUAUGUCAUGUCACAUUGCGCCAUCUCUCGUCUCAUUUGCAGUCGUCACUCGGGCCAGUUUCGGUACUCGACGGCAUCAAAUUCAUCGAAGCCUCUCUUUCGCCCCACUUAAUCGAUCCCACGAGAAGUACGGCAAUACCACAGAUUCAAGAAUACUACGCUUUCGAACUUCACCGACAUUUUGUCAUGGCUACUCUUUGUCGCCCGUUCGUAUCGAGGAGUGGAUCAACAGGGCUCAGUGAAAGUGACAGGUCGAACGUCCUCGAGCACUUUCGAGAAUCUCUCAAGCGCAGCGUCCGGGCUUAUGUUCGGUUGAGGUCAAUCGCGGGACAUGCUAGGCGUUCUUGGGCCUUUACACAUAAUGGGCUAACGUCGGUUCUUCUCUUGAGCUUAAUGCGAGAGACUAGGUAUCUUGCCGAGACCAGAACCCUUCAGGACGAGCUCAUUGCAAGUCUUUCAGAGGAAGGUAACUCCGCCUUGCUCACAGACCCCGAUACCAACGCACAGCUUUCAGGCACUCUCCAUAAGGCGUUGAAGGCUCUGCGGACUCUUCGAGCAUUGACGGAGCGUGACGUCAGUUCGCGUGGCUCAAACCAGGAGCAAAGCGACCAAGACAUUCCAACUCCUGGCCAUAUGCCCACCGUCGGCGAAAGGCCUGCAAUAGGCCAAGAUAAUGCGUUUCGGGUCACGGAGCAAGCUGACUUUUGGGACAUGGGCGACGCUCAGUGGGAAUUUCCCAUCGAUUUCGACAUGUCCCCACUGGGCGCGUUUGACUACAUCAUGUCGGAUCAGAAUUAUGACAACAAUUCAUUUCUGCCCAAUCUAGUGUGA
Colletotrichum costaricense is the source of this 1278-nucleotide messenger RNA. Its product is annotated as fungal specific transcription factor. NCBI's taxonomy places the organism in Eukaryota, Fungi, Ascomycota, Sordariomycetes, Glomerellales, Glomerellaceae. Bases 1 to 1278 code for a protein of 425 amino acids. The transcript has 4 exons. The record is from RefSeq and is a predicted model, not a curated record. Gene Ontology annotation, molecular function: carboxy-lyase activity; DNA binding; zinc ion binding. Gene Ontology annotation, biological process: DNA-templated transcription.